ACUUGCCACUCAACAGCCUAAGCCUCGAUAUUGUCCAGAUCUUGAAUGUGGACUGCUUGAAUUGUUGGAGAAUCCUACUGCAGCAAGACAAUUUCAGUUCUUCCCCUUGUGUUUUUUUUUUGUUUUCCUGUGCAUUAGGUUCCUCAGCAGAGACUGGAACACCUGUGCUCACGAUGGAGCCAAUGUGGGAGAGAUUUUUAACGGGUGACCGGAUCAUUCUUAGCUGUGAUGCCGGUCGAGAGCUUCGUUCAGUGAGAUAUACGUGGAUCGUAAACAACACUAUCAAAGAGUUCAGGGGGAAGACUUACACUAUUGAGGCUGCUGGAAAAGAGCAUGAUGGGGAGCACAGAUGCCAAACUUCCACAUCGACACAAACAACACCCUACAGUAACAGCAUUCUCGUGAGAGUAUCUGCUCCUGAUUCUAUUAUGAGGAUUGAGCCUGAGCCAGAACCUCUGUGGUGUGAACAGACAUUGAAGCUGAGUUGUCACUGCAACUACAGCAUCCAACAUGAAUUCAUUUAUACAUUUUAUCGGGAAGGUUCUGUUAUGGCUGAGAUCCGGACAAGAAAUAAAAGUGUUUCUUUUCAAAAGGAGCGCGUUACAUUUGAGGAUACAGGACAGUAUCGAUGCCAAGUGCAGAUUGUUAAUUAUCCCGAUGGUCCCGUGUACACAUCAGCUUACAUACGUGUGGAUGUGCGAGAACGUCCGUUGACGUUGCAGGUGGAUCCCAGACUGCAGAGAGAUGGUAAUCCCAUCACACUGAAUUGUUGAUGUACCCAGGAUCAUGUGUGUGGGAAAGGACAAAUUGCCUUCUACAGAAAUGACACCCUCCUGAACUCUAAUUCCAUGCCUCACAAUAUCUAUCACAUCCACCAAGUGACGCCAAUGGAUUCGGGAUGGUAUCGCUGUGCAAUUUUCCAGAACCUUUCGACGUUCCUGUCCCUUUGGGUGGAAGUCACUGUCCAGAUCCCCGUGAGCUGCCCAUCCAUCAGCUCAGAUAUGAUGGGGUCCGCUGUGUCCAUCGGUGACCACUUAACCAUCCGGUGUACCUCCGAAAGU
Molecule: messenger RNA, 1061 nt
Organism: Rhincodon typus (whale shark)
Lineage: Eukaryota; Metazoa; Chordata; Chondrichthyes; Orectolobiformes; Rhincodontidae
Product: low affinity immunoglobulin gamma Fc region receptor III-B-like
Exons: 4
Coding region: 174-773 (199 amino acids)
Biological process (GO): cell surface receptor signaling pathway
Molecular function (GO): transmembrane signaling receptor activity
Source: RefSeq, a predicted model, not a curated record